Peniophora sp. CBMAI 1063 is the source of this 777-nucleotide messenger RNA. The record is from the annotation of a GenBank genome assembly. Lineage: Eukaryota; Fungi; Basidiomycota; Agaricomycetes; Russulales; Peniophoraceae.
AUGUCUUCACAAGCACCCGCUGGACGCCGUGUGGCCAUUGUGACCGGUAGUGCGCAGGGCAUUGGACGCGCCAUUGCGUUGCGUCUGGCUGUUGAUGGCUAUGAUGUCGCGGUGAACGACUUGCCUGCCCGUAAAGAGGAUCUUGAGGGCCUUGUGCGCGAGAUGGGGAGCCAUGGCGCUCGUGGAGCUGCGAUAACUGGAGAUGUGACUGUCGAGGCGGAGGUGGAGAAGCUCGUGGCGAAGACAGUAGAAGCGCUCGGUCGAGUGGACGUGAUGGUCGCUAACGCCGGAAUUGGCCAUGUAUCUCUCAUUGUUGACAUGGACCCGGAGGCCUUUGACCGUGUAUAUGCCCUCAACGUACGCGCCGUCGCGCUCUGUUAUAAGCAUGCUGCUCGGCAGAUGAUCAAGCAAGGCUGGGGUGGCAGACUGAUAGGUGCUAGCUCAGGAGCCGGGAAGCUUGGCGUACCCGGGCUGUCAGCGUACAGCUCCAGCAAGUUCGCCAUUCGCGGGCUCAGUCAAUCCGUUGCUAUGGAAUUGCGGCGCCACAAGAUCACUGUCAACACCUACGCACCGGGCCUCAUUGAUACGCCCGGUAUCGGAAGGAACGCUGCCAGUAUGAUGGAUAAGGGCACUAUGACGCGACCCAAGGGUCCAGGUAUGAAGACGGCCAUGGAUACAUCUGUUGUGUCGAGCAUAGUGGCGUACCUCGCUUCUGAAGAAGCGCAUCACAUCACAGGGCAAUCAAUAUCGGUCGACGGGGGUCAUGUCAUGUUAUAG